Messenger RNA from Tarenaya hassleriana, 2047 nucleotides. Its product is annotated as 3-hydroxy-3-methylglutaryl-coenzyme A reductase-like. The coding region runs from base 108 to 1847 and encodes 579 amino acids. Gene Ontology annotation, cellular component: peroxisomal membrane; endoplasmic reticulum membrane. Gene Ontology annotation, biological process: coenzyme A metabolic process; isoprenoid biosynthetic process; sterol biosynthetic process. The record is from RefSeq and is a predicted model, not a curated record. Lineage: Eukaryota; Viridiplantae; Streptophyta; Magnoliopsida; Brassicales; Cleomaceae. The transcript is spliced from 5 exons. Gene Ontology annotation, molecular function: hydroxymethylglutaryl-CoA reductase (NADPH) activity; protein binding.
AGACAUUGCGAAUUCGGAACUCGAGAUCUCCCCGAUUCUCUCUCCUUUACAACCUCCGGUUCCUUUCGCCUCUGUCUCCCUCGCCGGGAAUCCCUCCGUCGCCGACGAUGGAUGUCCGCCGGAGAAAUCAUUCCAAAGCCUCCGUCCACGGCGACCAUGUUGCCGGCGACGUUGGUUCGCCUCCCAAGGCCUCUGACGCGCUUCCCCUCCCGUUGUACCUCACCAACACUAUUUUCCUCACGCUCUUCUUCGCCGUCGUUUACUUCCUCCUCAGCCGGUGGCGUGAGAAGAUCCGCCGGUCAACGCCUCUCCACGUUGUUGACUUCUCCGAGAUCCUCGCCAUCAUCGCCUUUGUCGCUUCCUUCAUUUACCUCCUAGGUUUCUUCGGCGUCGGCUUUGUUCAGUCUCUCAUCUUCCGGCCUUCCUCCGAAGAUGAUGUAUGGGCCUCCGAAGACGUGGAUCGGCUUGUUCUCAAGGAAGAUUCGCGGAAGAUACCGUGUGGGCAGUCCCUUGAUUGUUCGAUCCCUCCUGUUCUUCCUGUUAAACCUAAAUCAAUCGAUCCGCUUGUCCCAAUGAGGCUAGAUUCCGAGGAAGACGAAGCGAUCGUCAAAUCAGUUGUGGAGGGCACGAUCCCUUCCUACUCAUUAGAGACGAAGCUCGGAGACUGCAAGCGUGCGGCGGCGAUCCGGCGAGAGGCGUUGCAGAGGACCACCGGCAAAUCCCUAAUCGGUCUUCCAUUGGACGGAUUCGAUUACGAGUCAAUUUUAGGGCAGUGCUGCGAGAUGCCGGUGGGUUAUGUCCAGAUUCCGGUUGGUAUCGCCGGUCCACUGUUACUCGACGGGAGGGAAUAUUCGGUGCCGAUGGCGACGACGGAGGGCUGUUUGGUCGCGAGCACGAACAGAGGCUGCAAGGCGAUCCACUUGUCCGGCGGAGCCAUAAGCGUCCUCCUCAGGGACGGCAUGACCAGAGCCCCCGUCGUGAGGUUUCCCUCCGCCAUGAGAGCGGCUCUCCUGAAGUUUUAUGUGGAGGAUCCCGCCAAUUUCGAGACUUUGUCCAUCAUCUUUAACAAAUCGAGUAGAUUCGCCAGGCUUCAAAACAUCAAAUGUGCCAUUGCAGGGAAGAAUCUGUAUAUGAGAUUCUCAUGCAGUACUGGUGAUGCGAUGGGGAUGAACAUGGUGUCCAAAGGUGUACAGAAUGUCUUGGAUUUCCUCCAAAACGAGUUCCCUGAUAUGGAUGUUAUAGGCAUCUCUGGAAACUACUGUUCGGACAAGAAGCCUGCGGCUGUCAACUGGAUCGAGGGCCGUGGUAAGUCCGUUGUGUGUGAAGCUGUGAUUAAGGGAGAGAUCGUGAAGAAGGUGUUGAAGACGAGUGUCGAGGCUCUUGUGGAGCUUAACAUGCUCAAGAACCUUACCGGAUCAGCCAUGGCCGGAGCUCUUGGUGGUUUCAAUGCUCAUGCCAGCAAUAUUGUAACCGCCGUCUACAUAGCCACCGGCCAAGACCCUGCUCAAAAUGUGGAGAGUUCUCACUGCAUCACCAUGAUGGAAGCUGUGAAUGACGGCCAGGACCUUCACGUCUCCGUCACAAUGCCUUCCAUCGAGGUUGGUACAGUAGGAGGCGGUACACAACUUGCAUCUCAAUCUGCUUGUCUGAACUUGCUCGGUGUAAAGGGUGCUGACAAAGAGGCGCCUGGUUCAAAUGCAAGGCAGUUGGCAAAAAUCGUUGCUGGUUCUGUCCUUGCUGGAGAGCUUUCACUUAUGUCUGCUCUUGCGGCGGGACAGCUCGUUAAGAGCCACAUGAAGUACAACCGAUCCAGCAAAGAUGUAACUAGUAUCGCCCCUUCUUCCUAGGUCUAAGAGAUGAUAAGUUUGGAUUCAUGGGCAACCACUCGGCAACGAGAGGAUUCAGAUGAAUUUUACAGCGAAGAACACCUCCACACAUAAGAUCCCGAAAACUGGAAGAGGGAAGGGUCGCCUUUUAUCUAACCAAAGCCCAUAAUAGUCAGACUCUGUUUUGAUUUCUUCUUGUCUCUGUGCCAUCAUGUUGUAAC